Messenger RNA from Fusarium keratoplasticum, 2184 nucleotides. RefSeq names its product Epimerase domain-containing protein. The coding region runs from base 1 to 2184 and encodes 727 amino acids. The transcript is spliced from 6 exons. NCBI's taxonomy places the organism in Eukaryota, Fungi, Ascomycota, Sordariomycetes, Hypocreales, Nectriaceae. The record is from RefSeq and is a predicted model, not a curated record.
AUGGCCCACUCCGAUCCCAAGGUUUCGCAAGAGAACGGCAGUGGAGAGAAUCAGGCAUCGACUGGUGAGAAGCAUCAGAUACAGCAUGAGUCGCCCGAUGCAAAGCGCCCAAAGACCGAAGAGCAAAAGACCCUCGAAGAUGUAGGGGUCACAUCGGAACACGCAGACGACAAGUCUGAGGAGAAGAAUGAAGAGAAGGCCAAGGUCAGCGAGAAGGAGGAGGCGGAUGCCAAAGGCGCUGUUCAGCCUGCCGAAGAACCCAAUGUCCCGUCCAACAUCCUCGAGAAAGGCAUCAUCUACUUCUUUAUGCGCGGCCGCGUAAACAUUGAGGACCCCGAGAGUGUCCAAGACAUUGCGCGUUCGCACAUCCUGCUGCGCCCUAUCGCGAAGGAUGCUCGACUGGGUGAGGGCACCCUUGCUGACGUUGGGACCACUCGAUUGCUCGCCCUUCCCAAGAAGACACUGCCUGUGAGCGGCAAGGAUCGCUUCAUGGUGUUUGUUGAAAAGUCCGGCGCCUCUUACGACGAGAUCAAGAAGGAGUUCCUUGCAGCGUCCGAGUAUGAGACAAAGACGGCCGGCACACGCCGCACCCCAGCUGCCACGCCCGUCGGCGAGGGCGUGUAUGCCAUCACGUCGACGGGUCAGGAUAGCCACUUGGCAUAUCUCUUGACGCUCCCCGAAAAGUUAGAUGAGGUGCAGGGAGAGCUAGGCCUCAAGAAAGAGGGAAGCUUCAUCAUCAGUACCAAGAACCCCCAGCAUUCUGGGCCUGCGAAUACGCAGCUGCCUGAAAGGCCUGAUUUUCCAAAAGAAAUCAUUGACGAGUUCCGAACUCUCCGCUGGAUGCCCUCGAAGCCUGCUCACUUGGACUAUGUCAAUACCCAGAUUCUACUCAUUGGGGAAUCAUCGGGUAUCAAAAAGGCCGUUGAGCCACUGAAGGAGAACGAAGAGAAGGACAAGGAAGACCCAAAGACGGUGCUCGAGAACCUCGAGGAGGAUGACUUUGAGCGUAUGAAGGACCUGGCAGAAGACGAGUCGGCUGCCAUCUUUGCAGACUUGCAUGCGCAGGCUAAGGACUACCCGAAGCUACAGACGACAGGGUUGACUCACAUCCUGCUUCUACAACGACUGUUUGACGGCCUCGAACCAAUGGCUCAACGCAAGAUACUCGUCACCGGCGCGACUGGCUAUGUCGGUGGUUCAGUUCUGACAACGCUGUUGAAGUCUGGAGGUGCCCUCAUUCAGUCAUCGGCCGUCACGGCGCUGGUCCGAAAGAAGGAUCAAGCAGACGUUCUUGCGUCUCAGGGUAUAAAGACCUCCACCUUUCGAGACUUGGAUGACUCGGAGCAUUUGAGGCGUGUUGCCGCUGAGCACGACGUGGUGAUCCAUACUGCUUCCGGGUUUCAUCUUGGCUCGGCUUUGGCGUUGAUCGAGGGACUGGGCCGGAGAAAAAUACAGAAAGGUGGCAAGGUCCACUACAUUCAUACAUCUGGGACUUGGAACCUUGCAGGUCCAGAACUGCCAAGCGAGCCAAGCUUAACCGAAUUUAAGGAAGACCAUCUGCUGGAUCAUUUGAGGAAGUUGGAAGAAGAGUCACCUUUCUCGCAACGAACCACGUUGCUCGGGGUCAUCGCAGCCGCAGAGCAGCAUGGCGUGGAGGCCCAUAUCCUCCUCCCGCCCGACAUUUACGGCGAAGGAACAGGCCUAUUCAACAAACAUACGCCACAACUCUUUGACCUUGUCAAAAAGGCCAUUGACGUGGGGUACCCCGAGUACAUUGGCGAUGGGCUCGGGGGAGCGGGCCAUGUACACAUCACGGACCUUGCUGAGCUGUACAAAGUCAUGAUAUUGCGGAUCCUACGAGAUGAGGACGUGCUCUCUGGAAGAGAUGGACUGUUCUUUACGGAAACGGGAUACCAUAACUGGUUCGACGUCGCGAAACUCGUUGGAGAGGUCGGUGUUUCCAGGGGUGUGCUCAAGUCUGCCGACCCACGAUCCAUCAUAGUAGAAGAGGCUGCGCAACGGUGGGAGGAAUCGACGAAUGGUGACCAAGGCAUUACGAAACUGUGUUUCUGCAUGAGGAACAAGACUCUGCCCAACAGAGCGUAUGAACUGGGGUGGAAGCCCGAGAAAACGGACCAUGACUGGAGAGCCUGGAUCGAAGAGGUAUUCCGUAUGGUCGAAUAG